AUGGCCGAGAACGAAGUAGAUGCCAUUCUUCAGAACUACUUCGCAACCAUUGCGGAGAAAGACUCCGAUGCGCUAAAGCUGUAUGAAGACAACAAGCGCAUGCGCCACCUUGUCGAGCAGACGCUGAAGGCCCGCGAAGAGCUUGAGGCACAGCUUUGCGCAACGCAGCUACUUGUCACAUCGCUACAGACCGACCUGCGCGAGAAGCAGCACCUCAUAGAAGCACAAGAAAAGGCUAGUGUCGUCUGGUGUGACAGCGUUGCGGAGCUGAGAAGCAUCCUUGGCCGUCCCUCCGAGGUAAAGCAGGGGCUGUGCGACGUCGUCGACGACGUGCGACGCAUGUUCGCUGAGCUGCGAGGCCUUCAGCAAAGCAUGCAGUACGCACGAUGGUGCUGUGACGAGUGGGAAGCGUACGUGUUGGGGUCACUCAUUGCUUCGGAAACCCGCGAGCGCCGCGUGUUCGAACACGCAGCAGCUCACUCACUUCAAGCGCUGUGCGAAGCCGCCGCUGAGGUUUUCAAUGUGCGGAUGUGGGCCGCUGCGCAGAAAGCGGCCACGGGCUCCACGAUUGCGCACUGGGAAGCCUGGCACGCGACGACUCAGCAAGAGCACGAGAAGGCUGCAGAGAAGCACGCACAGGCUCUGCGUCGAGCCGAGCACGAGGCGCGUCAUCAAGCCCGUCGUGCCGAAGCUGCCCAUCGAAAUGCGGAGGAAAUGGCGCAGUUGCUGGCAGCUCAGCAGCACGCGGAACGUGUUGCUCACGAGUUGAGAGUCGUGGAGGCAGAGGCGCAAGUGAGCUUAGUAGACCUGCUCGUCCGCCGCUGCACCGCCGCGGAAGGAAACUGGUGCGACGCUGUGCUUGAAGUGCGCACCGUCACGUGCCGGCUGAAAAAUACCAUGGAAGAGUUGAGUGGCCUGUCCCAGACGCACGAACAGGCCCUUGUGGAGCUGGAGCAGAGCCGCUUGCGUGUCUCGAAACUUUCGAAGAAGGUGGAGCAGUUCAAGGAGCAGCACUCAGAACUGGAGGAGCUGCAGCAGCGUUGCAGUUCGCAACAAGAAGAGCUGCAGAGCCUUCGGGGCAAGUACGUAGCCAUUGCAGACAAGGAGCGCACCCUGCGAUACCAGCUGAGCACCUCCACGGAAUGUGCCGCCGCAAAGCUGCUGGGGGUGGAGGAGUCCCUCCAGGCGGCCGAGCGGCGCACGGCUGUGCUGGAAGAGCGCCUCCGUGCCAAGCAAGAAGAAGCUCGGGCGGCACAGAACGACGUUGCGGCGCUGCGGCGACAAGUGGAGCAAUAUCGCACGACAGAUGCCGUGUUGCAAGCCACACAACAGCAGCUGCGCGAGACCGAAAAACACGCUUUCAACUUUCAAGAAGCAUUGGAAACGUUGAAGGCGGAGCACCAGGAGCAGCUGCAGGCCGCACGCGACCGUCAUGCGACAGAGAUGGCCGCACUCGCUGAGGCCAACGAAGAUGCGCUUCAUACCCAGGCUGCACAUGCUCGUGCGCGCGCCGUAGAGGCAGAGGAACGCGCGCAGCGGGCAGAAGAGACUGCUGUGCGUGAAAAGGAGGCCCUGCAGCGAGAACUGCAAGCGUGGACGGCGGAGGUGGACACGCUGAAGUCGGAGCUUGCCAGAGGCCGCCAGCGUGCUGAGGCAGAGAAGACUGCAAGAGAAGUACUCGAGCAGCAGAGCCGCAGUGAGUCAAGCGUCUUGCGCAGCAUGGUUGAGCGCAGCUUCGAUGAUGCGCGACGGGGCCCGCAAGUGGCAGAGCUGCAGACGCGCAUGAAGAGCCUCCAGCAGCGCAACCGCCUUCUGGAGGAAGCGUGCCGACGCAGUGCCGGUGUCAUUGCACAGCUACGGGAAGCGCUGCAUCGUGAACAGAUGACGUCACGCACGUUGCGGCUGACAGGCAACUCCCUGUCUGCGUAA
Messenger RNA from Leishmania braziliensis MHOM/BR/75/M2904, 1929 nucleotides. RefSeq lists its product as hypothetical. The record is from RefSeq and is a predicted model, not a curated record. NCBI's taxonomy places the organism in Eukaryota, Euglenozoa, Kinetoplastea, Trypanosomatida, Trypanosomatidae. The transcript has a single exon. The coding region runs from base 1 to 1929 and encodes 642 amino acids.